GCGAAGGGUUGGCGCAAAGCUCUUAAACAAAUAACAUAUGCAACGAUCAGAAAAACAUAUUUCUAAGGGCCAACAACAGUAGAAAUACCAGUCGACCGAUAAACAGGGUGCGCGGUCUGAGAAAUAAACAUGUAGGGGAAAUCGUGUACACGUGUUGUCGGGCACCGCAGACGUGAACGAGUGCCUGAGAAAACGCCAGGGUCGCAGGAGAAAAGGAGGCCAAACCUCUUGCCGUCUUCCUGUGUCAGUACGCGCCGUCUGCUCCUUGAUUUCACUUUGAUGCCCUACAAAAACAGCUAACACAGUUCACCAGGCGAUAGGGCGCACAUACGAAAGGCAAAGGGCCCAGAAUAGGUUCUGUUUCUCGGGGUGAUAAGCAGCAAGCGUCAGUCCCGACAAGGAGCUUCAAGCGGAAACUUCAAAAAGAAAAAGAUCAAACAUUUUGUUACAGGGCUGUUUGGUCUGUACGUGUAACGACAGCUCACAACUGUUUGGCGAUUUGAGAUUAUAGAGAUACUGGUACAGGUCAGGGCGUCCGCAGGCCGUGAAGAGUCUGGAUAUUGUGUCACAAGGGAAAAUGGACAGCGUGUGGGGGAUGACUCUGAGGAAGAUCUGCUGUAUAGGGGCAGGCUACGUGGGGGGGCCCACCUGCUCUGUUAUUGCCUACAAAUGCCCAGAAGUACAAGUGACAGUUGUGGACAUGAGCCACCAACGCAUUGCAGAAUGGAAUUCGGAUGAGUUGCCCAUCUUUGAGCCCAGCCUUGACCAAGUUGUAAAGUCGUGUCGAGGUCGAAAUCUUUUCUUCUCAACAGACAUUGACAAGGCCAUUGUUGAAGCAGAACUCAUCUUUAUCUGUGUCAACACACCAACUAAGAAUUAUGGGUUAGGCAAGGGGCGUGCUGCCGAUCUGAAAUACAUUGAAUCCUGCGCACGAAGAAUUGCCGAGAUAGCCAAAAGUUCCAAGAUUGUGGUGGAAAAAAGCACUGUACCAGUCAAGGCUGCAGAGAGUAUAUCCAGCAUCCUUAAGGCCAACGUGAAGCCAGGUGUCAAAUAUCAGAUUUUGUCCAACCCAGAAUUCUUGGCAGAAGGAACAGCCAUCAAUGACCUUUUCAACCCAGAUCGUGUUUUGAUUGGUGGAGAGCAAACACCUGAAGGCUUUGAUGCUGUCAAUGCACUCUGCUGGAUUUAUGAACACUGGGUGCCCAGGGAGCGGAUCAUUACUAUGAACACAUGGUCCUCUGAGUUGUCCAAAUUGGCAGCCAAUGCAUUUUUGGCUCAGCGAAUUUCAAGCAUCAAUGCCAUGUCUGCCUUAUGUGAAGCCACAGGAGCGGAUGUGUCAGAGGUAGCCCAUGCCAUAGGCACAGACACAAGAAUCGGCCCAAAAUUUCUCAAAGCCAGCAUAGGUUUUGGUGGCAGCUGUUAGAAAGAUGUUCUGAACCUUGUUUACCUUUCUGAAUGUCUCAACCUCCCAGAGGUAGCAACAUACUGGCAACAGGUUGUGGAUUUUAAUAAUUACCAGCGCCGGCGUUUCAGCAACAAAAUUAUACAGAAACUCUUCAACACAGUCACCAGCAAAACCAUCGCCAUCUUGGGUUUUGCCUUCAAAAAAGACACUGGGGACACAAGGGAGUCAUCUGCCAUCUAUAUAUGCAAGUAUCUGUUGGAGGAAGGUGCACACAUCAAUAUCUACGACCCCAAGGUCAAGAAGGAGCAAAUCAUGAAAGACCUCACACGACCAGAUAUCAUUGACUUCCCAGAAAGAGUACCAGAACUGGUGACUAUUUGCCCCGAUGCCUACUCUGCUGCUGCUGGUAGCCAUGCUUUGGUCAUCUGCACGGAGUGGGAUGAAUUUGCAAAUCUAGACUACAAGGACAUCUACAGGAAAAUGCUCAAACCAGCCUUUGUCUUUGAUGGUCGGCUCAUCCUUGAUCACAGUGCUUUGCUGGACAUCGGCUUUUAUGUCGAGGUCAUCGGAAAGAGACUGUCACGGGACAUCACUAGGGUUGUUCGCACCCCAGCUGCCAGUAAUUCUUAAUAUCUAUAAACAUGAUGAUUUUACUUAAAAAAACUAUUGCAGCUUUCCGGGAUUUGGAAUUUAUUUACUUAUCAGAUACAAAUAAUAAUUUUGACAUUAUUUGACUAUCUGGUAGGAUAUGUACCCAUAACAAAUAUUCUUUUACUCCUUUUAUAUGAAAUAUUUUGCAAAGAAAGAGUAAAAGCAAAAAAGGACAUACAGAAGGUGAAGAUAAAGAACACCUGCAGAUCAAGUAGUACCUAAAAAUUGCAGACCAUGCUGCAUUUUUUUCUUUAGCAAGCAUUCUGAAGUACAUAUACACAACACUACGAAAAAAAAGUAACAUUAAGUAUUAAAUUAUCAGCAUGACCAAUGGUUUCUUUCGUCAUUUGACUGUCCAGAACUCACUGAUUUUGUUCCAUCCAUUUCAAAACUAGAAACAAGAUGAAAGGGCCAGAGUACACUUUACUGUCAUGUAAUCAAUCUUUUCUUAAAUAAGAAGAAUGGUGCUAAUUUGUUGAGUUUGCUCUCACUAUGAUUAAGCACGCUCUGUAUGUGGAUGGUGAACAUUGAAAAAAAUCAUGAAUCUGUGUUGCUUUUGUUUUGGCGAUAUAUUGAUGACCAGAGCAGUUUUGAUCAUCAUGACUUAGCAAGACUGCUGUCUGUUCAGCACUGAUAGUUUUAUGUCUUCUAAUCAUUUGAUGCUUGUAAAUCGGUCAUGUACUUUAAGAAGAAACAAAAAGGAUAACAUUGUUAGAUGUUUCAUUACCACAGGGUACUAAUGCUGUUUCUAAUGUUUUACCCUAUGGUGCUGGAAAAUGUUCUUGGUUUUUGAAUGAGUGAGAAAUAAUCUAUUGAAUGUAACUCCAUAUAUCUUGAAUAUUCUCUCAUCUUUUGUUUGAAUCAUUACUGAAGUAAUGGUUUUCAUACAUGUGCAUGAAUAUGUUUUAUGCAAAUGCAUCAUUAACUUUUCACUAAUUAUUUUUUUACACACACUAUGAUUUUUUUUAAUGUAGUGUUCAUUUUGCUCUAGAGCAGAUAUUCAUAGAAAUUGUGUUUAAUUGGUAAAUGUUAUGAUUUUCUUUAAUGUCAUUGUCAAUUUUCUCCAUCAAAAAAAUUACUAAAAAAUUAUGUUCCAUUGGUAAAGGUAUUAUAUAAAAAUAUUUCAAAUGUAGAAUCCUGAAAUAGUUUUAAUUGUAUUUUGGAAUUAUAAGCCUGCAUAUGAUCCUCAAAAUAGAAACACUUGACUUUAUAAAUGUACUCGGACAGCUCAGGUUUUGGUGAGUUCAGAUUUUUAGAACUAUAUCCUGGUAUUAGGGAACAUGGAGUUUUGAAGGUUAAUAUGAAAGAUCUGCACAAAUCUUUAAGUGAGAAGAAAGACAUCGUAGUAAGUUCAUUGUUAUUCUCGCAUAUUUUUGCUGACGUGGUUCACAUUGUUUGUUAUGUAGCAAGUGUUGAUAGCUUAAAUUCCUGUCACCCCUUUUUUUUUCUUUUUUUGUAUGAAGUGUUCAUUAAGUUACAGUUUGGGCUUGUUAUUUGGUGUUUUUAUUUUAAAAUCAGCCAUUUCACAGCAUUGUUGAUCCUUCUUCAGUUUACUUAGGGACCAAGAAGUGCAGAUAUUAGUUACAUGUACUGCAAUGUGAAAUGUGCAAGUUUUUGGACGAGAUCUAUUGCCUGCCUGUAGAGUUCAGUUUGUAAAAUCUUGUACUUGUCUAAUGUAUACUUCGUCAGGGUUCACCUCUUGCCAGAAAUUCAUUUACAGUAAGUAAUUCAUUUACAGUAAGACAAAAUGGCACCAGCAGUUACUGUGUUUGUUGAAUGCUUCUGACAGGGAUGUGGAUAAAGUUCUUAAGAUAUAAUGAAACAUGAACAACAGAGUUCACAGGGCAUUUUUAUUUGACUAUUCAGGGUAUGUGAUUCUAAUGAUACAAUCAAACAGCAGCAAUUUUCAUUUUUAAAAAUUUCUUUAAAAAUAUUAUCAAACCAUGCUUUUUGAAAAAGAAGUCUUUGCUUUCAUUUUACUGUUUAAAAAUUAGUAGUUGCAUGGUGAUCUUAUUGUUAAAUUAUUUGAAACCAGGCAUUUUUCACCAAGGUUAAUGUGAAAUUAAAUGGAAAAGGUAAUUUUAUUGAGCAUAUGUUGUAAAAUUACCUUUUCCAUUUAAUUAUAUUAAUUUUUAUAUAUUUCAUAUGUGUAGGCCCACAUGUUAGUCUUUGAGGAAUUUGGGUAUGGAAAAGGUUGGCCAUAGGGAAUUAGCUUGGCUUCAGAGAGUUUACUGAAGUUCCGCAACAAAUUUUUCUGUCAAUCAAUUUACACUAAUGCAGUAAAAUACAGAAAGGCUAUUUAUGAGCGCUUUUGGUGGCAUUUCCCCAAUGCAAAAUGUUUCCUUUUCCAUCUGAACCCAUCAGCAAUUUGUAUAGCAGCCCUCCUUUGCUUUUAAUGCCUAAUAAAUAAUUGCCCUUUCCCACCACCAGAUUAGAAAUGUUCAUUCCCAGGUCUUUUUCGGUCAUCAAGGAGUGAUGUAUUGUGUUAAAGACUACCCUUUUCUUGGGAUCAUAUUUUGGUGAGGACAAUGCUCAUGCUGUCUCCCUCACUACCAUACCUACCCCCAAUCCUCUGUGAACUCUGAUAGCAAUUCCUGACAGCUGGGUUAACAAGGAAUUCUGCUGCACUCAUAGUGUCUGCCUCUGGGUUCAGAUAUCAGUGUUCUAACCACUUGGCUAUUUAUUUCUCCCACCACCAGAAGCGCUUGUUGUCUGUUUCAUGUUUAUGAGUUGUGUAAUAUAUACAGAUGCUUCUGCACAUGUUAUGACUGCUUCAUGUUCUGUGAUGUAUUAUUUGUGUACUUAACCAGGCAUUGGAACAGGUGGUUCUUUUUCAUGGCAGCCAUCUGCAUUUCUUAAAGAUUGUUAGCACAGGUUUUUAAUUAUAUUUGCAAGUUGCACAAGCUAUUUGGGAGCACUAAUGGUAUCCUGCUGUCAGUUUAUAUUUUUAUCACAACAGGCAUUAAGAAAGUACAUGAGGCAAGUUUUCAGCUGCAAGUCUCCAGAGCAUUCUACAAAUGAAUGAGAGACAAAUUUGUUUCCUUUUGCAUGUUUGACUGUGAUCUGUUUUAAAGAUAUUUAAGUAUUAAUUGUUUUGUCAUCGGUAAUUUUGGUCAAUUUUUUUUAUAUUAGUAAUGUAACAAAUUUUGGGCAGGAUAGAAAAUUAUUUUCCUGGAAGUAUGGGCUCAAAAAAAAAAAAAAAAAAGGUAGUAGAGGAAUGGGUGGGAUGUCUAGGAAAGUUCCAUCAAACAGUGAAACUUAGCUUUGAAAGAUCUGGGGGUAAAUCAACACCAAAUAUGCUUAAAAUGUCAGCCAGUCCCUCCACCAGACUUUGUCAGCACGUUACAGGAAAAAAAAACUUCAACUAUUUUUGCAGUCAGUCUGAGUAUGUGUUGUCAAUAAGAAUUUUCUUAGCAUGUGAUGAUUUUUUUUUUCGGGGGGGGAGGGACUAUGUACCUUUUUUUCUGGGAAAGUGUGUCGUUACCAACUUAAAAGGGUCAUGUUAUAAAUUUUCUAACUUUUUGGGUUUGUAUGCAGCAUCAGGAGCAUUGUUUUAUGUAUUGCCAAAAUAAAGCAAGUGCUGAAAUUUG
This is a messenger RNA of Pomacea canaliculata, 5646 nucleotides long. Its product is annotated as UDP-glucose 6-dehydrogenase-like. Lineage: Eukaryota; Metazoa; Mollusca; Gastropoda; Architaenioglossa; Ampullariidae. The record is from RefSeq and is a predicted model, not a curated record. Gene Ontology annotation, cellular component: nucleus; cytosol. Gene Ontology annotation, molecular function: UDP-glucose 6-dehydrogenase activity; NAD binding. Gene Ontology annotation, biological process: glycosaminoglycan biosynthetic process.